AUGACUGACAACGCCGUCUACUAUAACGACGCCAAAGACUGGGAAGACUGGCAGAUGGAAUUCCGCAAACGAGCGGAAGGCGAAGACGUCUGGCAGUAUAUCGAGCCGACUAGCGACCUUCCGUGGCCGCAAGAGCCCACGCCACCGAAUAUCGCGGACUACCAGUCGAAUACAAUCCAUGCCAAUACCGAGUCGAACAGCUCCGGACGAUCGGGUAGAUCCCAGACAACUGGAUCGGCUGUUCCACAAGGCCUCGGCGAUCUCUCCGACGCUGGGAGGCUGAGCUUCCAGCAACAUUGGAAUGAAUAUACGGUAGCGAUACGGAGAUACGAGACAAUCAAGAAGUCACUGAGAACCCUCCGCGAGUGGGUGCUGAAGACGGUCAACAAGUCAAUCCAGAAGACCGACCUUCCGCCUAACGGCAAUCUCAACAAGUGGUACGCGAUCUUGGCCCAAUCAGGCGAGGAAUACGCGAGUCACCGGAUGGAAGACGCUCGAAUCGCCUUCAAGAAUCAUCUCCGAUCAGCUCCAAAGAAGGAAGCAGGGCUCGAGAAGUGGAUCGUCAGAUGGAAAGAGCUCAUGGCUGAAGGUCAGAGACAAGGAGUACCCGAGACGACGGAGCCCCGAGCGUGGGCCCUUGACUUCGUCAAUGCAGUCGAAGAAACGGCGCCACUCUGGGCAUCGAAUUACCGACUGAACAAGCUAGAUGCAGUGAACAAUCGCGAAGUCAGCUAUCGCGAAGUGGCAACGAAUCUGUUGAGGGAAAUCGCCAACAGACGCAACCGCAGCGCGGUUCCAAGAGGCAGCUACAAGGCCGGCUUCUUGACUCUCCACGGUAAGCAGGCUGAUCAGGACGAUACCGACCAAGACGACCGCGAUACUCAGCCCCCAGAGCCAGCAAACCUUCGCGGUAAGGCAGGCAGUAAGGGCAGCAGCAGCGGCCGAGGCGGAAAGAAGACAGAUCAGAAGCGCAAACGGAAGGAAUCCGACGCUGAGACUGAAAGCGGAAGAAGAUGCAAAGCUUGCCUUGCGCCCGGUCAUUCAAUCAGCAGCUGCUUCUAUGUCUUUCCGGAGAAGGCACCGGAAGGCUUUCGGUUUAACGAGGCGGCGGCAAGAUUUGUAAAGAUUCAAAUUGAGUCAGAUACAGCGAUAAAAGAGGAGGUCAACCGGCUCUCGAAGAAAGCAAAACUCGAGUCAGAUGACUGA
This is a messenger RNA of Fusarium vanettenii 77-13-4, 1206 nucleotides long. RefSeq lists its product as uncharacterized. The record is from RefSeq and is a predicted model, not a curated record. Lineage: Eukaryota; Fungi; Ascomycota; Sordariomycetes; Hypocreales; Nectriaceae. Bases 1 to 1206 code for a protein of 401 amino acids. The transcript has a single exon.